AUAAAAUAAACUUUAAACUUUUCUAUAUUAUAUGUAUAUCAGUGUAUGGCUAUAUGUAAAAAAAUUAACUAGGCAAUUCACUAAUAUAAACGACUAUAAGCAGCCAUUAAAUCUAGUAAAUUAUAGCAAAUCCAAACUUUCUCUAUGUUAAUUCAACCAUAAUCAAACUAUUGAACUUUUUACUGUUGGAUGCCAAGAGGGAGUGCAAGCAGAGAGGGAAUCCGGCACAGGGCAACAAGCAGAGAGCAAGUCCGGCACAGUGCAGUAAGCAGAGAGCAAGUCCAGUGUAGUGCAGCAAGCAGAGAGGGGUUCGGCACAGUGCAGCAAGCAGAGAGCAAGUCCGGCACAGGCAGCAAGCAGAGAGGGUCCGGCGCAGUGCAGCAAGCAGAGAGGGUCCGGCACAGUGCAGCAAGCAGAGAGCAAGUUCGGCACAGUGCAGCAAGCAGAGAAGGAGUCCGGCAUAGGCAGCAAGUCCGGCACAGGCAGCAAGUUCGGCACAAUGCAGCAAGCAGCAGAGAGCAAGCCCGGCACAGUGUAGCAAGCAGCAGAGAGCAAGUGCAGAGACAAAGUUCAGUAGUCAGCAGGAUGAACUCUAGCAGAUCUGCAGGCUGCAACUAACAGCUUUAACAGCAGCUCCAGAAGCAGAUCUGUAACAGCUUCAGCAGCAUAUUUGUAGCAGCUUCAACAGCAGAUUUGCAGUAGAUUUGUAGCAGCAAGAAGGGGAGAGGAAGGUUGAAGGUGAGGUGAGACUUGAGAGCUUGAUUGGCCGGCUGAAACAAAGAGUGAGUGAGGGGCUGUCUGCGACGUGAGUGAGGACUGAGGAGAAAGGGAGGGGAAAUUACCAAAGUUAUGAAAUUAGGGUUGGAAGGGGGAUUAAUUAGGGUUACAAGUUGUAAGGAGGAUGUUGGAUUGGGUUGGCCGGUUGGGUUGGACAUUUGGGUUGGGUUUGAUAAAAUUUAAUUUUUAUU
Rubroshorea leprosula is the source of this 968-nucleotide messenger RNA. The record is from the annotation of a GenBank genome assembly. Lineage: Eukaryota; Viridiplantae; Streptophyta; Magnoliopsida; Malvales; Dipterocarpaceae.